AUUCUGCUGAUUGCUGCUUGUAAGCUGAAUAACGCUGCAGGAGAUCUACCUAGGUGGCAAGAAGCUGGCCCCCAACACUGUUUUCGAACAUCCUUCCAUCACGCAGAUCGCUCGACUCCUGAUUGCGAUGUCCUCUGGCAAUGAAGGUGCUCUAGCACAACGAAGCUCGCUCGAGAUCGUGCGGGAACUUGUUAAGAAGUACAGCUCUUUCGCUUAUACGCAAAAGGCUCAUGCCAACGGAACAAAUGGGACCGCAAGUAACUCAGUUACCCCUCGCGUUGUUGUGUUGACUGGUGCGACUGGGUCUCUCGGAGCAUAUAUUUUGGAUGAACUACUCUCGGACCCUUCUGUGGCCACUGUUUACUGUCUGUGCAGAGCAAAGGACGAUGCAGAUGCGUCUAGUCGCAUAACAGCUUCUAUGAAGACAAGGAAGCUAUUAUCUCGCUAUGAGCAGGUUCAAACGCGUGUCAAAGCUCUCGCUUCCGACCUGUCUACCGACAAGCUUGGACUUAAGACAGACAUGUACAAUGAGAUUGUAACACGAGCAACGCUGAUCAUUCAUAACGCUUGGGCGGUCAACUUCAACCUUGGCAUUUCUAGCUUCGAACCCCACAUCCGUGGAGCCGUCAAUUUAAUUAAUGUUGCACUGGCAUCGCCUCAUCCCCGACCAGCAGACUUUUACUUCGCAUCUUCGAUCAGUGCCGUCGCAGCUUGGCAAGGACCAGACUCAAUCCCAGAAGCCAUUACGGACGAUCCCUCUGUCGCUCAGGGGUUGGGCUAUGCGCAAUCGAAGUGGAUCACUGAGAAGCUCUGUCAAGUUGCCUCUCAGCAGACACCUAUUCGGGCGGGCGUGCUACGAAUUGGCCAAAUGGUGGGAGACUCUCAGAAUGGCGUGUGGAACGAGACGGAGGCUAUUUCACUCAUCAUCAAGUGCACAGAUACAAUCGGAAUUCUUCCCGAUCUCGAUGAGUCAGUCUCAUGGCUCCCAGUGGACUACGCAGCAAAGGCUAUCAUCGAUCUGGUCAACGUUCCCCCUCAACGUUUGCCCUUGGGAGAGUGCCCUGUUUGGAACGUGAUUCACCCAAAGCUUGUGCCGUGGACGUCCGUCCUCUCGUCUCUCCAACACGCCGGCCUGAAAUUUAAAGCCCUCCCGAGGCACGAGUGGAUCAAGGCUUUGCGCGCUAGCCCUAUUGACGAAGUGAAUAACCCAAGCCGGAAGCUGUUGACCUUCUUUGAGAACAAAUACGGACAAGAGGAACUGGUUACGCGGUACCCAUUACUGACAGUGCAAAGUGAGAAAGCAAGCAAGAGUCUCAGGAGUGCACCUAUUGCUGAUGAUGGACUGGUGGGGAAGUGGGUAGCUGCUUGGAGAGAGACAGGUUUUUUGGCUUGAGAGCGGUCGGUUCAAGCUCGUGAAUGCUAAAUGAACUUCGUUAUAAACACCUCGCCCUUGCAUUACUGGUAUACCGCACGAGUCGUCAGUUGAUCAUCAGAUAGAGAUUCAGA
Suillus discolor is the source of this 1506-nucleotide messenger RNA. RefSeq names its product male sterility protein-domain-containing protein. Bases 128 to 1393 code for a protein of 421 amino acids. The transcript has 8 exons. The record is from RefSeq and is a predicted model, not a curated record. NCBI's taxonomy places the organism in Eukaryota, Fungi, Basidiomycota, Agaricomycetes, Boletales, Suillaceae.